Schizophyllum commune H4-8 is the source of this 608-nucleotide messenger RNA. RefSeq lists its product as uncharacterized. The record is from RefSeq and is a predicted model, not a curated record. Bases 149 to 580 code for a protein of 143 amino acids. The transcript has a single exon. NCBI's taxonomy places the organism in Eukaryota, Fungi, Basidiomycota, Agaricomycetes, Agaricales, Schizophyllaceae.
AAAGGCGAGAAGAGCGCGGGACGUCCGAAGAACGGUAAUGAGCGCGGGGAGAGAAACGAGGAACGAACAAACCGAACUGGCGCGCGCUUUAUAUAUUCUCGGCGCCGGCCGAUCGCCGGCACUGCCAUUGUAAUUCGCCCGGAAGGGGAUGCUCACCCUCGAAAUCUUCGACUCCGCACAGGUCCCGCACCGUGCGCAGCGCCACCCCGGCGUGCCUCCCCCGAUGCUCAGCGAGGCCCUUGACAGCGCGAGCAUGUGCCGACGAUGGCAACCUCGCGAAGAGGCGGCUCCUGCUCAUCGUCGCCUUCACCUCGGCUUCCUGCCCUCGAAUCAUCUCGACGUCUCUUCAAGUUCAACUCGAACUUCAACACGAAGCGCUGGCAGCCAGCAAACCAGCUUGUCCGCGGCUCGUUUCAUUUCCAUGGCGUUCGCCUGUAGCACGGGCGUUUUGAUCGUUGCCAUCGUGCUGCUCGCCGAACAAGCUGCGGCCACGGGACGUACCGUCACGUACGGCCUGCCAUGCCCAUUUGUGGCGAACAACGCCAUUCAUGCCAUUGUCCUCCUUCCCCUCUUGGGCUGACAAUCGAAGUCCCUCUUCAUAUCGUCGC